Molecule: messenger RNA, 1135 nt
Organism: Physella acuta
Lineage: Eukaryota; Metazoa; Mollusca; Gastropoda; Physidae
Product: mediator of RNA polymerase II transcription subunit 6
Biological process (GO): regulation of transcription by RNA polymerase II
Cellular component (GO): mediator complex
Molecular function (GO): transcription coregulator activity
Source: RefSeq, a predicted model, not a curated record
CGUAACCAAACCAUAAUAAAUAGAUUUACUCAUCUCGAUCUAAACAACUGGUUGUGCAGAAGAUACAAAAGAAGAUACAAAAUGGACCACAAAUCAGAAAAUGCUUUGGGUAUUUCCUGGCAUGACACUGCCUGGAUCCCUCACCUCAGUCAGGCUAACAUAUUGGACUACUUCGCAGAGAGAUCUAACCCUUUCUAUGACAGAACCUGCAAUAAUGAACAUAUUAAAAUGCAACGGCUUAGUCCAGACCAAAUGUUAAAUAUGACAGGGUGUGAAUAUUCCCUUCUACAUGCCCAAGAACCUAUUUUGUAUGUUAUACGCAAACAACAUCGUCACUCUCCAACACAAGUCACCCCCCUUGCUGAUUAUUACAUCAUUGCUGGCACAGUGUACCAAGGCCCAGAUUUGUGUUCUGUUGUAAACUCCAGAUUGCUUAAUACUCUUCACAACUUGCAGUCAGCUUUUGAUGAGGCUUUAGGUUAUGCAAGAUUUCACCCAUCAAAAGGAUAUUCUUGGGAGUUCAAAGAAAAGGAAGAGAAAGAACCAGCAACCAAAGAGAAAAAGUUGAAAAAGAAAGAAGAAGCAAGUUCAGCCUUUCAGAGGAAACGUGUGGAUCUGUUGCUGGGAGAGUUAGCUAAAAAACACCCCCCACUUUUUAUGCCCCCUCCACCACAGCCCCCAGCUAAAGUUCCUCACGUUGAAGAGGUUAAAGCAGAAGUGAAAACAGAGAAACAAGAAGAAAAGUCAACAUUGAAUGGCUCAAUGCGUCCCCCUCCAGAAAAAAGACAAAAAUUAAGAUAGUCUCACUGGAAAAUUAUAUGUAAAUAGUUUAUACAUGUAAAAUAUUUGCUCUUAAUUUUGCUUUUCUAAGUGUAUUUAUACAUGUUAAUUUACUUUAUUAAAGAUCUUUGCUUGGUAUUAGCAAGAAUUAGUUGUUUUUUUUUCUUUGUUUUUGCCUUGUAAUAUUUACUUAUUUAUUUUAAAAAAAUCCCCUUGUUGCACUACUACUUCAAAAUCGAAUUGAAAGGAUUUAAGAUAAAUAUAUCUUGUGGAAACAUGGUUGAAACUUUGUUCUCUCAAAUGUUAUGCCAAUUUAGAUUCAAUAUUAAAUUUGAUAUUGUUGAAAAGAAAUCAC